AGCAAAGCUAAGCACUUGCGUCACCAACUAGAGGAGCUAGCUUUCUCUAUCUUCCUCUAAAAUGCCGACACAAGAAGGAAGCACAUGCAUAUGAUCAUAUCCACAAACUGUAGACACACAGAGCUCGUUCUUCAUUAGUCAUUACUAUGGCUUCCGAUUCCCACCAACUACACUUUAUCUUGUUUCCUUUCAUGGCACAAGGCCACAUGAUUCCAAUGAUGGACAUAGCUAGAUUAUUAGCUCAUCAUGGAAUGAUUGUUACAGUAAUCACUACACCACUUAACGCCCAGCGUUUCAAACCAAUCAUUUCUCGUGAUGUGGAAUCUGGACUCAUAAUUCAGUUUAUUGAACUCCAGUUUCCAGGAGAAGAAGCAGGAUUACCAAAAGAUUGCGAGAAUAUAGAUAUGCUUCCUUCACUGGGAUCAGGCAAUGAGUUCUUCUUGUCCACUUACCGGCUUCUGGAGCCAGUCCAAAGAUUGCUCGAAGAGCUAAACCCUCGGCCUAGUUGUAUAAUUUCUGAUAUGUGUUUACCCUACACAGCUCAGGUUGCUAGAAAGCUUGGUGUUCCGAGACUUGGUUUCAAUGGCUUUUGUUGCUUUUCUACACUAUGCAUGCUCUGUUUACGCACUUCAAAAAUACUUGAGAGCAUAAAAUCUGAAAACGAGUACUUUGUUGUGCCUGGAUUGCCCGAUUCUAUUGAAAUAACCAAAAAGCAGCUUCCAAGAGCUAUGCUUCAUGAUUGGGGUGCAUUUUCUGAGCAACUGGUAGCUGCUCAAGAGGUGACUUACGGGAUUAUUCUUAAUUCCUAUGAAGAGUUGGAGGCAGCAUAUGCUCAAGAAUUCAAGAAGGUAAAGAGGGAUAAGGUUUGGUUCAUUGGUCCAGUUUCAUUAUUCAACAAGAACAACUUGGAUAAGGUUCAGAGAGGGAAUAAGUCCUCAAUUGAAGAAUCUGAAUGCUUCAACUGGCUUGAUUCACAGCAACCAACGUCUGUAAUAUAUGUCUGCUUUGGUAGCCUUUGCAAUUUAAUAACUUCUCAGUUGAUAGAACUUGGGUCAGGCUUAGAAGCAUCAAACAGAACUUUCAUUUGGGUGCUAAGAGGAGGGGAGAAAUCAAAAGAAAUAGAAGAUUGGAUCGUAGAAGAUGGUUUCGAGGAAAGAACCAAAGGGAGAGGUCUCAUAAUUCGAGGCUGGGCGCCACAAGUAGCAAUACUCCAACACCCAGCAAUUGGUGGGUUCUUAACACACUGUGGAUGGAACUCAACGCUAGAAGGGAUAUGUGCUGGUGCACCAAUGGUUACAUGGCCACUUUUUGGAGACCAGUUCUUCAAUGAGAGACUAGUUGUUGAUGUACUGAAGAUUGGCGUAAAGGUCGGGACAGAGGCUACUGUGACAUGGGGAAUGGAAGAGAAGAUUGGAAUUUUGGUGAAAAGGGAAGCUGUUACAAAGGCAAUAGAAAGGUUGAUGGACGAAGGAGAAGAAGGUGAGGAAAGAAGAAAAAGAGCAAAAGAGUUUAGCGUCAAGGCAAGGGCUGCAAUGGAGGAAGAUGGAUCUUCUUAUCUCAACAUGAAAUUAUUAAUACAAGAUAUCAUGCGACAGAAAGCAAAUGUUAAGUAAUUGCAGUGUGUGAAUUUCAAUUAAUAAAUUUAAUCGUUGAUUAUCUCGUACUAACUCGCCCCCAGUUCUUCAAGCGUUCAUCAGUAUGCCUGCCUAGUUCUGUUUCUAGCAUUUUCAAGCUUGGAAGUCUUUAUCAGUGGAUGUCUUCAGUCUAAAUUCUGGAACAUGAACUUUUCCACAAUUGUUUUUCUAUAAU
This is a messenger RNA of Manihot esculenta (cassava), 1809 nucleotides long. RefSeq names its product UDP-glycosyltransferase 73C1. The transcript has a single exon. The coding region runs from base 147 to 1613 and encodes 488 amino acids. The record is from RefSeq and is a predicted model, not a curated record. Lineage: Eukaryota; Viridiplantae; Streptophyta; Magnoliopsida; Malpighiales; Euphorbiaceae. Gene Ontology annotation, molecular function: UDP-glycosyltransferase activity.